Aspergillus welwitschiae is the source of this 597-nucleotide messenger RNA. RefSeq lists its product as uncharacterized. The record is from RefSeq and is a predicted model, not a curated record. Lineage: Eukaryota; Fungi; Ascomycota; Eurotiomycetes; Eurotiales; Aspergillaceae. The coding region runs from base 1 to 597 and encodes 198 amino acids. The transcript is spliced from 4 exons.
AUGGGCUCCAGUACACAUAGACAUGAAUCAUUGUUCGAUAAUAAACUGGAUUUGGAAUUUGGGACCUGGGGAAUCGGCAAAAAUCUCUCCAGUAAAGUCCGACAACAGGAAGACCCACAAGGUGGCUUUACAUACGAACGACAUGAAGCCUAUGAAGCUACAAGAAUUGAUCAGCCUUCAAACACGCCUGAUAUUAUAAAGAUUAAAAAACAUGACGGUGUUUACCGCGAGAUUUACAACCUAUCGCAAUUAGAAGACUGCAGGAGCACGCCCAAACUUCUCGGUCACGCUGUCGAGAAACAAAUCUCUAGCGAUGAACUGCCAGGCGGGUACAUUGCAUAUAUUGUGAUGCAAAAGGUCCCGGGAGAGAACCUGCAUGGCUUCGACACACUCUCACCAGGCGAGCAGAACCGUAUUCGAAUUGCAUUCAUUGAAGGGAACUGCAUUCCCGUCAUUUCACUUAAUGGGAUCCACGAAGAGAGAAUAUCAUAUGGGAGCCCCAAAGCGGGAAAUGCUUUAUCGUGGAUCUUGAAGAUGUCGAGCAACGUACGAAUCGAACCAAGGAUGAUGUAUGUCUGGACGCAUUGGAACAACUAG